CGACAGUGACGUUGCUCGUGAGAAGACGGUGGAUUACACAACGAAGAUGUACGCCGUCAGCAUCAGAGAGAUGAGAGGAACCAAACCUCACCAACAGCUGAGAGAGGUCUCUGCAGAGGAGAGGCAGGGCAUUGUCAAGCCUCCAGUGAGUCGAGCGGCACCGCAGCCAGAAAAACUGCAGAAGAAGAACAACGUGUCUAAGAAGAAGAGACUAGUGGAGGACCUGGUUUUGGAGCACGUGUUUGGUUUUCGAGGAUUCGAUUGUCGUAAUAACCUUCACUACCUGAACGACGGCACAGACAUCGUUUAUCACACGGCCGCCACCGCCAUCGUGCACAGCCUCAGCACCG
Molecule: messenger RNA, 350 nt
Organism: Notothenia coriiceps (black rockcod)
Lineage: Eukaryota; Metazoa; Chordata; Actinopteri; Perciformes; Nototheniidae
Product: echinoderm microtubule-associated protein-like 6
Exons: 4
Molecular function (GO): protein binding
Source: RefSeq, a predicted model, not a curated record